ACAUGAGGGUCUGGGGCUCCUUGCUGCUGCUGUCGGUGUGCCUCCUCGGGGUCCCUGCGGCUCUGGUGGUGAGAUGCCCGACGCCUGGUUCCAAUGAGCCGUCCUACUGCAGCUGCACCAACUCCACCAUGAGCAUCCGGUGCGACUUCAGAAAUAGAGAGGACGUGAUACUUACGAGAGAGCUGCUGGAGCCCUAUGAUAACCGGGGGAUCGACACUGCCUACGUGCGAGUGAUGAAUGCUACUUCUGUGAACGUGACCGGCGAGUUCGUGGACCGGUGGCUGGAGGUGUCGUCCGCAGCCUUCGACAUCUGGCACGGCGGUGUGGUGACCCUCAACGCGUCCCCGAGGGCUGCCAACGACACCCCCAGCAAGUUUGGCUUGUUUGCAGGUAUCGGCAUCAUGAACUGCAUUGUUCCCGAAGUGCCGGUGGGCUUUCUGAGAGACCGAGUUCGAGGUGCCUUCAGGAUCAAGGACAGCAGAGUGGGCAUCAUAAGAGCAGGCUUCAUCCAAAACGUGAAAGAGAUGCGGUACUUAGUGUUCAACGAUUCGGUGGUGGAAACGGUGGAGGGGUCAGUGGCGGCGGAGGGCUUCGUCACCAUGAGCCAGCUGGUUGUGCACAGCUGGAACGGCCUCGUCCUCUCCAACGUAACCAUCAAGGAACUGGGCCCUAGCGCCUUCAACCUCACCCACAAGGUGAAUGUGACGGGGCAGGUCCUCUUCCAUGACAACGAGAUGGGCGCCGAGAGCGUGGAUGCACUGGGGACCCUGAGCUGCCACAACGCCUCGUCGAUCCAGAACAACACCGUCCUCGUUACCGACCCCCACCACCUCGCCCCCAACGACGCGACCGUACCCUUCCAUGCAUCCUGCGGCAAGCCCCAGCUGUUCAUGAUCCUGAGCCCGCUGCAAAGGGUGGUGGUGGUGGAGGACACAAGGGCGGCGUGGGUGCUUGGGGCCGCCCUGGCGAUGCUCAUCAUGACCUUGGCAAUGGGCGUGGCGUGGACCCUCAGGAGGCGUCGGCCCGUUCUUUCAAUGAGUCGCUACCCUUUUAUCCACAAGGGACACACUCACACAGCCUCCCUGGAAAACCUGCCCAGGAACAUCGAACUGAGCAGCCCGCGAGAGGACCCGGAGGAGGGGACGUCCGUGACGGAUCUGGACAUCACGUUUGAUGCUGAGCCGGACACCGAAUCACCCCAGUUUGACGGAGACGGGGAAGCUAAAGAGGAAGCAGCCCAGAGUGACUCGUCCUGUGAUGCUGCCUUGCCUUAGAUUCAAUGGUUCAGACGGUGAUCUCGACUCCACCUGCAUGCUUCCUCGACGAAGAUCUCAGCUAUAAUUUCGUUUUGUGGAACUCUCGGUUUAUCUGGACAUUCUACAGCGUCACCCACGUAAUUACUAACGAUAUCAUUCUCCCUGUCUUACUGUAUGGCUGCGACUCGAAGAGGUUAAUUGACACCUUUGGUAAUAAUGCCCAUAUUCUCAUUAAACGUAUCGGGUUCCCAUUACGACUAUUUUCCAAGCCCACAGAGAAGAUUAACCGGGUUUUCUUGGAUGAUUUUCCCGUUCAAGUUGCAGACGUCGUGUAAAACUACCACUAUUAUUUUUUAUAGCAACACGAAACAGUCCAUGAAAAGCCAAGCAGUUUCUACAAAGGUCUUUUCAAACAGGCGAACUGAGGUGCCGAUACAUUUAAAAAAUACGGGGUUUCAUAGAAUCUCGGGGUAUCGCUGUGUCAUAUCUGCUAUUACUCUGAGACUGAAGCGUAACUUGGUGUCAUACUCUUAAACAUUUAAACGCUUUCGUAGAACUUGUGGGCAUUUCCAGAGGUAGUUUUAUGACCCUAGUGGUAGUUUGACCCUUCUUCUGUACCGUGAACUUAAAAUAUCACACUGAACCCGACUGAUCUCUUCUUUUGCUUUUGGAAAUAGUUGAUUCGAGAGGCGGAAGCGUCUGGCAAUACCACCGAACUUAUUAUACCUGCAUGGUCCCUGAACGUGAACUUUUGCUAUAUGAGUAUGUGGCACGCUGCCCAAGGGUCGAACCUGCUCAACUUGCUGCUUUAAUAAGAGCCUGCAGGAGAAGGCUAAGGGGAGGCUCUCCAGUCUCGUGGGCAGACCAAGUCCAUGGAUUCUACCGGGAAGUAGUAGCUAUAGAGGUAAAGGUAAAGCUGGGAAUACAUGCCAUCAGCUACGCUUGGCCACGGUGCUCAUCUCCGUACCGGAAGCUGUGUGUGGUAUAGGGAAGGCGCCAGCAUGGAGACUUGCUUAGAGGAAUACCUGCGGAUGGCGUCGCAAGGUGGGUAAGGCCAAAAUAUUUAGAAUACUGUAGAUUGUAUUUAGUUUAUACAUACUUUAGGUGAGGCCUCUCCCCCUCCCCCUCCUUUUUCCGGACGUAUAAUAUGUGCCAACGGACUGUAGCCUAUAAAUUGGAUUGUUAUCUCUUAAAUCUGUAGAAUAUUGUAGAUUGUAUUUAGUUUAUAUAUACUACAGGUGAGGCCUCUCCCCCUCCCCCCCCCCUCCUUUUUUCCGGAUGUAUAAUGCCUGCCAACGUAAUGUAGCCAAUAAAUUGGAUUGUUAUCUCUUAAAUCUGUAGAACAUUAUCCUUCUAUCAAGUUGAGCCCUGGAAACUUGAUGAAAAUUAUAAAGGGCCCAAGAGUAAGACAGGCUAUUUGUUGUUAUUGUUGUUACAGGUCAAAAGAAGAAGAAGAAGCAGAACGCGCCGUGUGAGUUGAACUGUCCAUCACUGUGUUAUAUUGUGCUGUGUGGUGUUCCUGUAUUCCUGUGAGCCCGUCUUUGUACUUGACAGAGAACAUCAGCACUCGUAUCUUCAUUAAUCACUGUGUUAUAUUGUGCUGUGUAGUGUUCCUGUAUUCCUGCGAGCCCGUCUUUGUACUUGACAGAGAACAUCAGCACUCGUAUCUUCAUUAAUCACUGUACUAUAUAAUGUUCCUGUAUUCCUGUGAGCCCGUCUUUGUACUUGACAGAGAACAUCAGCACUCGUAUCUUCGUUAAUCACCGUACUAUAUAAUGUUCCUGUAUUCCUGUGAGCCCGUCUUUGUACUUGACAGAGAACAUCAGCACUCGUAUCUUCGUUAAUCACCGUACUAUAUAAUGUUCCUGUAUUCCUGUGAGCCCGUCUUUGUACUUGACAGAGAACAUCAGCACUCGUAUCUUUGUUAAUCACCGUACUAUAUAAUGUUCCUGUAUUCCUGUGAGCCCGUCUUUGUACUUGACAGAGAACAUCAGCACUCGUAUCUUUGUUAAUCACUGUACAAUAUAAUGUUCCUGUAUUCCUGUGAGCCCGUCUUUGUACUUGACAGAGAACAUCAGCACUCGUAUCUUUGUUAAUCACUGUACAAUAUAAUGUUCCUGUAUUCCUGCGAGCUCGUCUUUGUACUUGUCCACCAUUCAUAUCUUCAUUAAUCACUAUGCUAUAUUGUACUGGUGUAGUGUUCCUUUAUUCCUUUGAGCCCUUCUUUGUCACUCGUAUCCUCGCUUCUAUAUCAAUCACACUACUAUAUUGUGCUGGUGUAGUUUUCAUGUAUUCCUCAGAGUCCUUUUUUGUACGUGGCAUAGAAGACCACCAUUGAUAUCUUCGUCAAUCACUGUGCUAUACUGUACUGGUGUGGUGUUCCUUUAUUCCUUUGAGCCCUUCUUUGUCACUCGUAUCCUCGCUUCUAUAUCAAUCACACUACUAUAUUGUGCUGGUGUAGUUUUCAUGUAUUCCUCUGAGUCCUUUUUUGUACUUGGCAUAGAAGACCAUCACUCGUAUCUUCAUCCCUAUACCAUCACUUUGUCUGUGUCAAUCUGUGGUAUAUUUUGCUGGUGUAGUUUUCCUUUAUUCCUACGAGUCCUUAUUAUUACUUGACAUAGUAGAUCACAUUCAUAUCUUUUCCUCUGUGCUAUAAAUGGACAUCCCAGCCUCAGUUCAUUUAAAUCUUUCCUCACGGAGACUCGGUAACUUGCCAUUCUUGUGUUAUAUCAAAGCCUUUGUUUGUUAGUAGUUAUGUGGAGUGACUCUGUGCCUCUUUCCCUUGAUACACAAUUUACUAUAAUCUCGCAUAUUACUGUACCUGGUAAAAGUUGGUUUAUUACUGUGUAUUGUUUCUGUAUGAGAUUUUUUUUUUCUGUUUUGCAUGUAUUUUGAAUUAAAAUGAAAUAGCUAUCUUGGAAAUCACUAGUUAAUAAAUCAAGCAAUAUUUGAACUAA
Eriocheir sinensis (Chinese mitten crab) is the source of this 4213-nucleotide messenger RNA. RefSeq names its product TBCC domain-containing protein 1-like. Gene Ontology annotation, biological process: maintenance of Golgi location; maintenance of centrosome location. The record is from RefSeq and is a predicted model, not a curated record. Lineage: Eukaryota; Metazoa; Arthropoda; Malacostraca; Decapoda; Varunidae. The coding region runs from base 3 to 1274 and encodes 423 amino acids. The transcript is spliced from 6 exons. Gene Ontology annotation, cellular component: spindle pole centrosome.